Messenger RNA from Vairimorpha ceranae, 1659 nucleotides. RefSeq lists its product as hypothetical. Gene Ontology annotation, cellular component: GID complex. Gene Ontology annotation, biological process: proteasome-mediated ubiquitin-dependent protein catabolic process. Bases 1 to 1659 code for a protein of 552 amino acids. The transcript has a single exon. The record is from RefSeq and is a predicted model, not a curated record. Lineage: Eukaryota; Fungi; Microsporidia; Nosematidae.
AUGACCAAUGUAACAAAAAAUCAUACUUUAAGUGAAGACAUUUACAUUGGCUAUGAUACUUAUAUAGUAGAAUAUUGUUUUGAACUUUUAAGAUUUAGAAAUAGAAUACCCUUUGUGGCACAUAGAAUGCGCAAUCCCGAGCAAGAAUUGAUGCAGAUUCUUCGUAAAAAUAAUAUAGUAGAUGAAAAUUAUAGUUUGUAUUCAAAUUUACAGUCUCAAGAUGUAGCAGUAUUAUCUGAUAUAUUUUAUCUACUAAAAAUACCUAAAAGAUUUUUAGAAUUUUUAGAAGAUUAUAUUUCUAAUAUAUCUUUCCCAUAUAAGUUUAGUGACAUUAAAAUAUUAAGGAUCUAUAAGAAUAUUAUAGAAAAAUAUAAUUUUACAGAGAAUAAUCAAAUUUAUUGUAAAAUAUUAGCAGAUAAUCGCAAAUGUGAUUGUGUUACAGCAGCUAGAAAUUCGAUUAGUGAUAAAUUUAUUAAUUUAGACACAAAAAGUCUUAUUCAGGUAUUAGAUUCAGUAAGUACUAAAGAUAAAUACAAUGUUUUAAAUUUACUUUUAAUCAAAAAUUUUGAUAGAUCCAUAUUAAAAACAGAUACAAUUUAUGAAAAAAAUUUUCUAGUUUAUUUAGCUUACUUUUUAAGUAAAAAUGAUUUAAGUAUAAAAAUGAUGAGAUAUCAACCUAAAGUUCUUAUUAAUCAUAAUAUUUAUUUAGAUUAUAUAUUAACAUUAUCUUCCGAAGAAAACAAAAAGCUUAUAGAUCUUUCUAAUCUAUUUAAAUAUCUUAAAAGAAAAAAUAUACACAUUACUUAUUUUUUACUUCUUCACAAUUUAAGUAGAUCUGUAUUUAUUCUUAGGAGUGAGUUAAUUAAAUAUCCUGUUAUAGAAAUAAUAUUAGAUUUCCUGUCUGAUAAUACUAACCAUAAAUUUGAUAUAAAUACUUAUAUUGAGAUUAAUAAAGAGAAAUAUAGUAUUGAUUACAAUUAUAUUUAUAAAGAUUUAGAGACUGAUUAUAUAACAGUAUUAUUAAACAUUCUAACAAAUCUAUUACUUGAAUUUGGAAAUUAUCGUGCAGUUUUUAAAUCUUUAAACGGGUCACAUGUAUUAGAAAGAUAUUUAGAUAAAUACACACUUGAAGUAUUAAGAUUGUAUAAAAAUUAUUUGUAUGACAAUGAUAUUGAAAGUAAAAAAGAUUUCUUGCAGCGUGGAGAUAUUUGGUUUAAAAAUUUUUUUAACAAGUACGAUGAACAGAUAUAUGAAGUAUUGUUUAAUUUGAUACGAAAUAUAUUUUGUGAUAAAUUAAUUAUUGGUGAUUAUUUAACAGACACUUUAUUUCUACAUUUAAAAGAAAAUAAUACCACACAAAUACUUUUACAUCUUUUGUAUGCAAUAGGAAAUGUUUGUGCAUAUGACAUCCAAUUUAGAGAUAAAGUUUUAAAUAAUAACAGUGUAUUAGAAAGAUUAAAAGACCUUUUUAUAAUCAGUGAAUUACAGCUACCUUUAGUUUGGAUUAUAAUAAAUUUAAGUUGGAAGGAUGAGGGGUAUAAAGAACGCGUUUUAAAAUUAAAUUCUGAAGGAUUUAAAGACAUAAUAUUGCAAUUAUCACGAACCAGUGGAGUAUUGCUUGAUAAAAUACAGACAGCAAUAGAAAACUUAUCACAAUGA